CUUUGUCUCACGUCAUGUUGUCUUUGAUGAAAUGCAGUUCCCUUUCAAAAAUCCAUGCGAACUAUAUGAUACAAGUAAAAUUGGAGGAGAGCUGUCCACAUACAAUGAAUGGAUCGAGACUCAACUGGAGCAAGAGACAGUAAAUCACUCAAACCUUCACAUCUCUGAUCCAUCCUUAAUUUCUUUGCCACAGGAAAGCUCUACCCCGAUUGAACAACUGGAAAUGAACUGCGGCUCGCAAGAUGACAAUAGGCUUAAUGAAUCACCAACCACAGAGACCAUGGAAUCAACAAUAACCCAGCCGCCCGAGUUGACUCAAUCUCAUGAUACAAAUCAAAAUGGUGCUCAAAAUUCAAGCCUCCCUUCAAAUAAUUCUGAUGAUCAAUUCACGAGUUCCAACAGACCAGAAGCUGAAUUGUCUCGCACUCAUAACAUGGUUACUCGAGCUCAACGGGGAAUCACUAAGCCGAACCCUCGAUAUGCCUACCUUCACAAAGAAAUUCCAAGAGAACCAAAAACCGUGAUAUCAGCGUUGAAGAAUGAUGGGUGGAAAGUUGCCAUGCAUGAAGAACUACAUGCUUUAAAAAUAAAUGAUACAUGGGAUCUUGUCCCAAGGGAGGCUCACAUGAAUGUAGUAGGCUGUAAAUGGGUUUUUAAAACCAAGUUAAAACCUGAUGGGAACUUGGAUUGCCUGAAAGCUCGAUUGGUUGCCAAGGGAUUUCACCAAAUUGAAGGGUUUGACUUCUUAGAAACUUUCUCUCUUGUUGUCAAACCAGCAAGCAUACACAUUGUCAUCACUACGUCAUGCAUGAAAGGUUGGACAAUUCGACAACUUAAUGUUAAGAAUGCAUUCCUCCAUGGGUAUCUUUCUAAACCAGUAUAUAUGAAGCAACCUCCUGGCUUCAUUGACUCUAUGCAUCCUUCUCAUGUGUGCCGCCUGAAGAAAGCUUUAUGUGGACUUAAGCAAGCUCCAAGAGCCUGGUUUGAUCGUUUAAACAAUUUUUUCUUAAAUUUUGGUUUCUUUUGUAGCAUCACUGACCCUUCACUUUUUAUUUGCCACUCAUCACAAGGUACACUCUUACUUUUAAUUUAUGUUGAUGAUAUGCUUUUAACUGGAGAUAAUUCUAAUCUUGUGCAGUGGUUUCUUAAAGAACUUGGUCGUGAAUUUGCUAUCAAGGACCUUGGAUCUAUCCAUUAUUUUCUUGGAAUAGAAGCCCACAUGACCAAAAAUGGGUUAUUUCUUUGUCAAGCAAAAUAUGCAAAAGAUCUCCUCCACCGAGCCCAAAUGGAUGGGUGUAAGCUUAUAUCAACACCAAUGGCAACCAAGGAUCGAGCCAUAACCGAUGAUAAGUUGUUCCAUGAUCCCACUUUCUAUAGAAGUGUAGUAGGUGGCUUACAAUACUUAACUUUGACUCAUCCUGAUAACUCAUAUGCUGUUAACUUUGCAUGUCAAUUUAUGCAUGAACCAACCAUGGGGCAUUUUCGAAUAGUUAAACGCAUUUUACGUUACAUAAAUGGAUAUUGCACCUUCCUUGGAGGAAAUUGCAUUUCUUGGUGUGCAAAGAAACAACCAACUGUUUCUCUUUCAAGUGCAGAAGCUGAAUAUAAAUCGAUGGCAUCUACAAUAGCUAAGAUAACUUGGCUUACUUAUCUACUCCGAGAUAUUGGUAUAGACAUCCCCAAUCCACCAAUCCUCCACUGUGAUAAUAUAACUGCCUUGCACAUGACCAUCAAUCCUGUGUUUCAUGGGCGCACAAAGCAUGUCGAGAUGGACUACCAUUUUGUUCGGGAAAAAGUAGCCUUUGGAAAUCUUGUAACUCGUUAUGUGUCGUCAUCGUCUCAACUGGCAGAUAUCUUCACCAAGCGUUUACCAAGAACCUCGUUCAAUGAGUUACGAACCAAACUUGGCCUAUCCCUUCUACCUCGACCAAGUUUAAGGGGGAGUGUAAAAGCAUUUGAUAAAUAUCAAAGAUCAUCAGGUUUAAAUGCUAUCCGUGAUUCAAGGCAAUAUGAUUCAAGCAAGGCAUCAAGUUUAAAUGUUGUCCAUGAUUCAAGCAAGGCAUUUGAUUAUCAAAAUCACAGCAAAUCAGAAUUAAUUAACUCCAGCAAGAAUCCAGCAAUUAAUCUCCAAGAUAAUAGGAAGAUGCAAUCAACCAUUAAGGCUUCAAAUCAGUGAUUUUAACCAACGGCUAUUUCUGCAAUUAGUGUAAUUAAGAUUCAAAUUUCAU
Rubroshorea leprosula is the source of this 2228-nucleotide messenger RNA. The record is from the annotation of a GenBank genome assembly. NCBI's taxonomy places the organism in Eukaryota, Viridiplantae, Streptophyta, Magnoliopsida, Malvales, Dipterocarpaceae.